GAUAGCAUCGAUGCAUCGAUUUACUCACAUUUUUUGGGUGUUUUAAAAGCGUGAAAAAAACGCCUAAACAAGCCAAAACGGCCGCACAUCAGGACCAAUAAGCGCAGUUAGUUAACUAACUCAGCUACUGCACUAGAAGGCAUUAAGAGUCGAGGACGCAAACGGCAACAACAGCAGGUUUAGCAAUACACAGUGUGUUAUUGAACAACGGUUGAAGAGUCAUAGGCAGUGAACGAGAAGGGUGGUAGCGGAGAGUACGUGUUUGUGUGUGUGUGUGUGUGUGAGUGUGUGGGCAGAAGUUGCGGCUGUGGAGCAGCGGCGGCGGCGUCGGCGACGACGACAGCGGCUGGUUUAGUUGGAGCAGAGCAAACACGGAGCCAAGAUUUCAAGCAAAUAGUGAAGAAACGUUGAAAUAAACAAUUGAGCAAACCCAACAACAACAGCAAGACGCAUUAGUAGAAGUAACAACAGCGGUUCAACUGCUUUUGUGAGCAAUUAACGACGACCGCGCCCUAAUGUCAAAUAGCCAAGCAAAUGCCGGCAGCAGCGGUAGUGUCGUGGAUGAAACGAAUCCCAAUCCGAAUCCAAAUGCAAUUACCCUGGCAGCGGGCACCACAAUUGCCACCGCCAACAAUCUGACGACCGCAUCCACAACAGCUCAAAGCUCCACGGUACAACCGGCGUCUACAGCUGCAACUAGUGCUGCAUCGCACUUAGUAGGCGCCUCCAGCACAACUACAACAACAACAGCAGCAGCAUCCAUAACUGCUGGCGAUGGAGGCGUCAGCAAUUUGGCUGUAGACUCAUCGCCGCGCGAGUCUGGCGAUGAUUCGGAGGAUGAGAGUGAAAUAUUGGAGGAGUCGCCUUGUGGUCGGUGGCUAAAGCGACGCGAGGAGGUCGAUCAGCGAGAUGUGCCUGGCAUUGAUUGUGUGCAUCUGGCCAUGGACACCGAGGAGGGUGUUGAGGUCGUCUGGAAUGAGGUGCAAUAUGCGCAGCUGCAGGAGCUGAAAACUCAGGAAGACAAGAUGCGUCAGGUGUUUGACAACCUGCUACAGCUGGACCAUCAGAAUAUUGUCAAGUUUCAUCGCUACUGGACGGACACUUUGCAAGCCGAGCGACCGCGCGUCAUCUUCAUCACAGAGUACAUGUCGUCCGGUUCAUUAAAACAGUUCCUCAAGCGCACCAAGCGCAAUGCCAAGCGAUUGCCGCUUGAAUCGUGGCGCCGCUGGUGCACUCAGAUCCUGUCCGCGCUCAGUUAUUUGCAUUCCUGCUCGCCGCCCAUCAUUCAUGGCAAUCUAACCUGUGAUAGCAUUUUCAUACAGCACAAUGGUCUGGUCAAAAUAGGCUCUGUGGUCCCGGAUGCGGUGCAUUAUAGCGUGCGCCGUCAGCAUCUUGAUCAACUAGAGCAGUUGCCGGAACGUGAACGGGAGCGUGGUGCGCACUAUUUUCAUGCACCUGAAUAUGGUGCCGCCGAGCAACUAACCGCCGCCGUCGACAUCUACGCUUUUGGCAUGUGUGCCCUGGAAAUGGCCGCGCUGGAGAUACAGCCGCAGUCUAGCAACAGCGAAUCGACUGCCAUCAACGAGGAGACCAUACUGCGCACAAUUAAUAGCCUUGACAAUGAUCUGCAACGUGAUCUGAUACUGAAAUGUCUUAAUCCACAACCCCAAGAUCGACCAAGUGCUAGCGACUUGCUUUUUCAUCCACUGCUCUUUGAGGUGCAUGCACUAAAACUACUGGCCGCCCACUGUCUGGUCUUCUCGCCCGCCAAUCGAACAAUGUUCUCGGAGACAGCCUUCGAUGGGCUAAUGCAGCGCUAUAAUCACCCGGAUGUGAUAAUGGCGCAGCUCAAGUUGUCUGGCGGUAAUGAGCGUCAAUUUCGACUAUCGGAUGUGCCCGGCGCCGAUAAGCUGGAAAAAUUCGUGGAGGAUGUAAAGUAUGGUGUCUAUCCGCUAAUCACGUACAGUGGCAAGAAGCCGCCACAUUUUCGUUCGCGCGCUGCCUCGCCCGAACGUGCCGACUCGGUCAAGUCGGCAACGCCGGAGCCGGUGGACACUGAGUCGCGUCGCAUUGUGAACAUGAUGUGCAGCGUGAAGAAACUGAAGGAGGACAGCAACGAUAUACUGAUGACCAUACUGUUGCGAAUGGACGACAAAAUGAAUCGACAGCUAACGUGUCAGGUGAACGAGGACGAUACGGCGGCGGACUUGACUAGUGAGUUGGUGCGAUUGGGCUUUGUGCAUCUGGAUGAUCAGGACAAGAUUCAGGCCCUACUUGAGGAGACACUGCGAGCCGGAGUCCUCAGUGAUGGCGCUGGCGCGGAAAGUUCGGGCGCAGGCGUGACCACAACGGCAACGAUGGCCGCGCUGGAGCAAUUGGAGCGUAACUGGUCUAUCUCAGAUGCGGACAAAACGAUGACGACCAGCAUGUCGGUCAACACUUCGCCCAGCACUGCUGUCAUGUAUGUGCCAGAGGAGCAGGCGGACAUGGAGGGCGCGACGGUCCACAACAGUAGCAAUAGUCACAGCAAUUGAAGACGAUGAAAGUAUUCGGGCGAAGCCGGCGGGGUGCGCAUUGUUUUUAUUAAUGGAAUGAAAAAAUUACAUACUACGAUUUUAUUGCUACUA
Molecule: messenger RNA, 2627 nt
Organism: Drosophila virilis
Lineage: Eukaryota; Metazoa; Arthropoda; Insecta; Diptera; Drosophilidae
Gene: Madm
Product: MLF1-adaptor molecule
Biological process (GO): intracellular signal transduction; protein phosphorylation
Cellular component (GO): cytoplasm; endomembrane system
Molecular function (GO): ATP binding; protein kinase activity
Source: RefSeq, a predicted model, not a curated record